Messenger RNA from Aspergillus campestris IBT 28561, 1021 nucleotides. RefSeq names its product SNAP receptor SNC2. The record is from RefSeq and is a predicted model, not a curated record. Gene Ontology annotation, biological process: vesicle fusion; vesicle-mediated transport. The transcript has 3 exons. Lineage: Eukaryota; Fungi; Ascomycota; Eurotiomycetes; Eurotiales; Aspergillaceae. Gene Ontology annotation, molecular function: SNAP receptor activity; syntaxin binding. Gene Ontology annotation, cellular component: SNARE complex; plasma membrane. The coding region runs from base 485 to 838 and encodes 117 amino acids.
CGAAACACCAGUAUUUAUCUAUCUAAUAUAUAUAAAAUACAUUUAUUCAUAGGUAUAUUAGUACAGUAAAGUCUCCUGUCUAACUCAGGGUCGCUUUGUUUCGUCUACACGAGCGCACGGAUUGGCUGCCUGGACCCUGCCUUCCCAUUUACGGUGGCUAGGAUCACGUGACCGAACCCGACAGAACCGAAACGCCCGUAAUCUCCAAAGGCGGGCGGCGACUUGUCAGCUUCACUUCAACAACACCUCCCUCACUUCUCCAUCCCACUCCAUCCGAUCCUCUCGACUCCCCCUGGUCACUAGCCUGUCCUUCAUCCGGAGUCGCUUUCGGUGCUACUUGGCCCGUCGUUUCGAUCCUUUCUCUCGGCCUCCUCAGCGCGAAAUCGACCGAUCCCUGAAUCCCCAUAUCUAGAUCAUCUGGUGACCCACCAGGUUCUACGACUUGGAACUUCGAUCUUUCUCUUCCUCCUAAAUAACCGGAAUCAUGUCUGAGCCACCCUACGACCCCUAUAUCCCCUCCGGCUCCAACGGGGCCCCCGGCCAGACGGCGCAAAAUGGCGACCCCAAGACCCGCGAAAUUGACAAGAAAAUCCAAGAGACUGUCGACACCAUGCGCUCGAAUAUUUUCAAGGUCUCGGAGCGUGGCGAGCGUCUAGACUCGCUCCAGGAUAAGACCGAUAACCUGGCCACCUCGGCGCAGGGUUUCCGUCGGGGUGCCAACCGCGUCAGAAAGCAGAUGUGGUGGAAGGAUAUGAAGAUGCGUGUAUGCUUGGUCAUCUGCGUCAUCCUCCUGCUUGUCGUGAUUAUCGUCCCUACCGUUGUCACCACCACAAAAUAAGCCACGAACGCAGCGACCGUCAUGUUUUUCUUGGGAAUGGAUGUUUUUUCCAGCUGGAUCAUCUGUGUUGAAGCUUUGUUCUCAGCCAUUAAUACCUCGUGUUCUUUUGCUUUUCUUUUUCCUCGGGCGUCACCCACGUUUGUCCUCACGAAUAAAUCUGGUCUCCGAAUGUCUCUGGCGCUG